AUGUCAAUCCCUGAGAAAACAGAGAAGGGGGAGUCCUUGUCACCGACGCCUUCAAAUGUCGGACAGGUCGGACAGGUCACCGACGCCUAUGCCCAUGAUGCUGUCUUUGGAGAGAUCACAGAAGAUGGUCCCAAUUACCGUAAUGUAGGAUGGCUUGGUACAGCCGUUCUCAUGAUGAAAACACAAAUCGGUCUCGGUGUCCUUUCGAUUCCGGUCGCCUUCGAUGCCCUCGGUAUUGUUCCUGGUGUGAUAGUCCUCAUCGCCAUUGCUACCAUCACAACAUGGUCCGAUUAUAUUAUUGGUGUUUUUAAGAUUCGCCAUCGCGAGGUCUACGGAAUCGACGAUGUGGGCGAAAUGCUGCUGGGCAAGGCAGGAAGAAUUAUUAUGGGAACUGCCUUUGUUCUUUGGUGGAUGUUCACUGCCGGCUCUGGAAUGCUCGGUAUCUCAAUUGGCUUGAAUGCCGUCUCAGACCAUGCUGUCUGCACAGCUGUCUAUGUCGCUGUCGCAUUCGUCGUAGCAUUCGUCCUAGGCAGUAUCCAGACAUUAGGGCGUAUCUCAUGGAUCGCCUGGGUUGGAUUGAGCUGUAUUCUCACAUCAAUUCUCAUUGUUACCGUUGCCGUUGGUAUCGAAGAUCGCCCUGCCUCUGCGCCAACAACCGGCGUCUGGGUCUCCGACUACAAAAUCGUCAACAACGGCUCAUUUUCCAAGGCCAUUUCAGCAGUAACUACGAUUGUAUUUGCGUAUGCUGGUACCCCUGCCUUCUUCUCCAUCGCUUCCGAGAUGCGUAACCCCCGACAGUACAACCGAGCCCUUUUCCUUUGCCAGAGCGUCGUUACUUGCUUUUACAUCGUAGUCGGUGUUGUUAUCUAUUAUUACUGUGGAUCUUACGUUUCAUCGCCUGCCCUCGGAUCUGCCGGAAAGACCGUGAAGAAAGUCAGCUACGGCUUUGCGCUUCCCGGUUUAAUCGCCAGCACAUUGCUCUUUGUGCACAUUACCGGAAAAUACAUUUUCGUCCGUAUCCUCCAAGGAUCUCGCCAUUUGGUCGCUAACACCAUGAUCCACUGGGGCGUCUGGCUAGGAUGUACCUUUGGUGUAUCCCUCGCCGCAUACAUUAUUGCUAGCGCUAUCCCAGUAUUCAGCGAUCUUGUCUCUCUAGUGGGUGCGUUGCUCGGCACACCUAUGUGUUUCCAUCCCAUGGCUGGAAUGUGGCUGUAUGACAACUGGAGUCGACCUAAUAGGAACUGGAAGUGGACUGCGAUGGUUGCUUGGUGUGGUUUUGUUCUUGUUUCUGGAACCUUCCUCAUGAUUGCUGGUACAUAUGGGUCGGUUGUUUCUAUCAUUGAUGAUUAUAAAGCAUCUGGGGGGUCGGCUGCGUGGUCUUGCGCCGAUAACUCCGCCUCGUAG
Messenger RNA from Penicillium angulare, 1404 nucleotides. RefSeq lists its product as uncharacterized. The transcript has 5 exons. Lineage: Eukaryota; Fungi; Ascomycota; Eurotiomycetes; Eurotiales; Aspergillaceae. The record is from RefSeq and is a predicted model, not a curated record. Bases 1 to 1404 code for a protein of 467 amino acids. Gene Ontology annotation, molecular function: amino acid transmembrane transporter activity. Gene Ontology annotation, biological process: amino acid transmembrane transport. Gene Ontology annotation, cellular component: vacuolar membrane.